UGGCAGUACAAAGAUCCGAGGUGUACUUGAACAUCUCAUUUUCUGGGUCUCAGAGAAACAGACGGGAAAUCUCAGGACUGCGUCAACUGACAACAAAUACGGUAGGUCAGUAUGGAGACCCUCCCAGAGGCAGCAGCAGCAGCAGCGACUGACCCCCCGGCUCGCACCUUCUCUCAGGUGGUCUUCAUGGAUAUCCCGUACUCAUACCCGCCUUCCAGCCCCAUCACCUGCCGCUUUACUCUCAAUUCUGCCUUCCAGCCAAGUCCCAGGGACUGGGUGGGCAUCUUCAAGGUGGGGUGGAGCUCAACAAAGGACUAUCACACAUUUGUGUGGGUGGAGCCAGUCCAUGAUGCUCAACAGACAGAGAUGAGACGAGCUGUAUUUAAAGAGUACUACCUGCCUAAAGACGAGAUCGAGUUCUACCAGUUCUGCUACAUUGACAACAGCGGUCAGGUCCGAGGAGCCAGCACUCCUUUCUGUUUCAGAAAUCCAUCGGAGCAAAGCGCAGAGAGCAUCGCAGAUGACGACCUGCUGGUUAUCACGACUCAGGAGCAAGUUGAACAGAGUCAACGUGAGAAAGCCGAGCUGCAGAAGCAGCUGGAUCUGAUGACAGCAGAAAACAAAACCUUGAAAAGCGCUUUGCUGAAGGAUCAGAAGGAUAUCAGCAGCUCCAAGGAGCAGAGCGACCAGAGAGAGGCAGAAAUGGCUAAACUGAUCAAAGAAAUUGAUCAGGCGAAGGAGCACAAUGAAAAACUCAAGAACACACUGCAGCUGCAGAUGAAGGAGAACGACCGCCUGAAGGAGGAGAUGGCGAUUGAAAAGACCAAGCGGAUGGAGAUCCAGAAACAAAACUCCACAGAGCAGGAAAAGCUGAACUCUUUGUCAUCUAGAAGUAACGAGGAGAAAUAUGAUCGAGCAGUGAUGAAGAUCAAUCAGAUGAGAGAGGAGCGCGAGGAGCUGAAAGGGAAGCUGGAUGCACAAAGUGAUGAGAUUGCCAAGUUGAAAGCUAAACUCAGAGAAACAGACCGGGAGUUGUCGAACACAAUGGACAGCUUUCAGCUUCUGCAGGUUGAUCUUCAGAGCACCACCAAAGAGAAGGAGCGGAUCUCUCUAGAAUUGCAGAAGCUGCUAAGCGUCAAAAGCAACAUGGACGAAGUGAGAAGGGAGAACCAGGAACUGAACAGGAGGCUUUCACAGCAAGAUUUACUGCUGACGGCUCCAAAGGACGACCUCACGGCGCAGUGUCAGGCCCUCUCCAAGCAGCUGCAGGAUGCGCAGGCGAAGCUGCAGGCCGAGAGGGAGGCGACGAGGGCCGUCACCAGGCAGUGCGAGUUCACAGAAAACGAGCUGCGGGACGUCAAGGAGCAGCUGACGAGUUUGGCCAGAAACUGUGAGAUGGAGCAACGCCAAAGCAGCAAAUAUGAGAUGCAAGUCAAGGAGAUGAAUGCAAUGUUCGCAGAUAAGGACAUCGCCAUCGAAGAGAGGGAACAGGAGAUCAGGCUGGUCAAACAAGAGAGAGAUGAGCUCAGCAGAGAAGUCCAGACUCUCAAAGGCGAGAUCGAGAGGCUUCGCUCACAUUACGCAAGCAUCACCUCACCUGUGGCUGAAGAGACGCCCUACUUGCAGCCAGACCCCAUCGUACCAGGCAGCGACGUUCCUGCCAGUCGUAACCAGCAGGACGUCCUGGGCCAGCAGGGCCACGUAUACCACACCAUAGAUAGCUUGGUGGUCGACCCAGUCGAGGAGCCGGCGCUGGUGUGUAGUCACUGCCGGGAGAGCUUCCCCGGCAUAACCCAGCUGGAGCUGGAGCAGCAUGAGCAGAGCCACCGGGUGUGUCCGUUCUGCACGAUGAUCUGCGACUUCAUGGAGCAGUCCAUAUUCGAAGACCACGUCUACGGCCACGAGCUGUGAGACGAGCCGCGUCGUCGUUUCGGAUGGGUCUCGUUGGUUGACAAAAAAAAAAAAAAAAAACAGAGGGAAAAAAAAACUGACAUUAGUAUAAGCUUGUCAUUUUAGUCGAGACCUGAAACCUGCUAGAAUGAUGAGCCGUCACGUCCACGUGCGGAGAGCUAAACGUCUUGAAAUCAUAUCCCAUUUAUUUCUGCUUAUUUUUUUCCAAGUGAUUUAAUUCAAUGAAAAAAACUGUAUUGCGUAUAAUAAACACGUAGAAAAUGCCUUAUAAAUGAUAAUAUUAGUAAAUAUCGGGAUAGAAUAAUUAAUUUCUAAUCAUAGAUGAGUGACCGUUAAUGACUGAAAUGAUUGAAAACCAAAAUGACAACCCAGCAGGAUUGGUCAGAUUUAAGUUUGAUCAGCAGAAAGUCUGGGCUGUUGGAUCCUUCAGGAACUGCCUGAUGUAUAGAUGUUCAGUUGAUUCAUUGACUUACCCGUCACUUAUCUGUGUAAGUGGCAAAUUAGUCCUUUUCCUUCUGAGAAAUUAACUGUUCUCAUCGAUAUCUGUUUAUUAAAUCUUUCAAUUUGGCAUCAUUAAUCAUCCAUGUUCCGUAUUUGCAGGCUAACACUGAGCAGGCUGUGUAUGCAGGACAGAGGUGGAUUAUUUUGUGUUUGGGAGUUCUGAUUUAAUAUUUGAAAA
This is a messenger RNA of Poecilia latipinna (sailfin molly), 2590 nucleotides long. It is a transcript of the gene calcoco2, whose product is annotated as calcium binding and coiled-coil domain 2. The record is from RefSeq and is a predicted model, not a curated record. The transcript is spliced from 15 exons. The coding region runs from base 112 to 1911 and encodes 599 amino acids. NCBI's taxonomy places the organism in Eukaryota, Metazoa, Chordata, Actinopteri, Cyprinodontiformes, Poeciliidae.